Molecule: messenger RNA, 444 nt
Organism: Cyphellophora europaea CBS 101466
Lineage: Eukaryota; Fungi; Ascomycota; Eurotiomycetes; Chaetothyriales; Cyphellophoraceae
Exons: 2
Coding region: 1-444 (147 amino acids)
Source: RefSeq, a predicted model, not a curated record
AUGGACCCCAUUUCCGCAGCUGGAAUCGGCUUAAGCGUGACUUCGCUAUGUCUUCAAGCUUUUGCAGGAUGUGUCAAAGGCUUUGAGCUCCUGGUCAAUGCAGCCGAGAUGCCAGCCAGGUACCAAUACCUGCGCACUCGACUGCGGCUGGAGCAGAGCCGUUUGCUUAAUUGGGGCGAGCAAGUCGGGCUUCUUGAAGAAAUGCUGGAUAGGCCGAGCCAGGCCUUGAGCAUGUCUCAUAAUAUGAUAAUCGACGUCCUCCUCGAGAUGCAGGCAGCCUUCCGAAGCUGUCUCAAAGUCACCAACAAGUACGAUUCACUCGUCAUUGCAGCCGCCGGGAGGCAACCAAUCGACAGUGGGAGCACAAAACAGGCCGCUUUCAUGAAGAAGGCUCGCUGCUACUGGGAUAAUGCAUCGACCGUUGGCAAACGCCUUGAAUGGUAA